AUGUCUGGCCGCGGUAAAGGAGGAAAAGGAUUAGGAAAGGGUGGUGCCAAGCGUCACCGUAAGAUUCUGCGUGACAAUAUCCAAGGUAUUACUAAACCUGCAAUUCGUCGUCUUGCGCGCCGUGGUGGUGUCAAGCGUAUUUCUGCUUUGGUCUAUGAAGAGACUCGUGCUGUCUUGAAGUUGUUCUUGGAAAGUGUUAUUCGCGAUGCUGUCACCUAUACCGAACACGCCAAGCGUAAGACCGUCACUUCUUUGGACGUUGUCUAUUCUUUGAAGCGCCAAGGCCGUACUAUUUAUGGUUUCGGUGGUUAA
Molecule: messenger RNA, 312 nt
Organism: Schizosaccharomyces osmophilus
Lineage: Eukaryota; Fungi; Ascomycota; Schizosaccharomycetes; Schizosaccharomycetales; Schizosaccharomycetaceae
Gene: hhf3
Product: histone H4 h4.3
Exons: 1
Coding region: 1-312 (103 amino acids)
Biological process (GO): nucleosome assembly
Cellular component (GO): nucleosome
Molecular function (GO): DNA binding; structural constituent of chromatin; protein heterodimerization activity
Source: RefSeq, a predicted model, not a curated record